CUUGAGGCUCAUCCUCCCUCCACAAGACAAGAACAGACCAGGUGAGACCGGACCAUGAGCCCACGGCCCGCCACCCUGCUGGGCCUUGUUCUCUGCCUGGGCCAGGCGAUCCACUCCCAGCCGGAGGCCUGGCCCACACCCUCCAUCUCCGCUGAGCCAGGCCCCCCGUUCCUCCCGGGGCAGCCCGUGACCAUCGUGUGUCGGAGCCCUGCUGGGUUUGACACCUUCCGCCUGGAGAAAGAAGGAAGAGAGGUCAAGAAUGAGAGGAGCGCGUCGCCUAACCAGACCGAGGCGCGGUUUCCCUUCGUCACCGUGGAUGGAACCACUGGGCGGUACAACUGCCAGUACCAUAAAUCAGGCACCUGGUCUGAGCGCAGUGGACCACUGGAGCUGGUGGUGACCCCUGAGGACGUCCCCCGGACCUCCGACCCCGUCUCAGCUGUGCCCUCAGCCCCCACCUCCCAGGAGUACCCGGUGUUGAACGGCGUCCGCCUGGGCCUGGCCGGGGUGGUCUUGCUGAUCCUGGUGGCAAUUCUGGCAGAAGCUUGGCACAGCAAGCGCAGGGCCCGGCAGGGGUGUCUGGGAUGGACACAGCAGGGCGCCCUCCAAGGAGUUUAGCCGC
Lepus europaeus (European hare) is the source of this 622-nucleotide messenger RNA. RefSeq names its product leukocyte-associated immunoglobulin-like receptor 2. The coding region runs from base 55 to 618 and encodes 187 amino acids. The transcript is spliced from 4 exons. Lineage: Eukaryota; Metazoa; Chordata; Mammalia; Lagomorpha; Leporidae. The record is from RefSeq and is a predicted model, not a curated record.